AUUCGCGUCGUCUUCCACUUCCAUUUCCAUCCGCGCACGCCUCGCCUCUCGCUCGCUCGCAUCCAAAUUCCAAUCGCUCCCGUCGCUCGCCGAUUCGCCCCCCGCGAUGAAGAUCACGGCGCUGCUGGUGCUCAAGGCCCCCGGCGGCGAGUCGCCGUCGGGUGGUGGCGGCGUCGAGCAGCAGCAGGCGGUGGUGCUGGCCAACGCGACCGACGUCAGCCACUUCGGCUUCUUCCAGCGGCCCCCCGCCCGCGAGUUCAUCCUCUUCGUCGCCCGCACCGUCGCCCUCCGCACCCCCGCCGGCCAACGCCAGUCCGUCCAGCACGAAGAGUACAAGGUGCAUUGCUACAACCAGAAUGGCCUCUGCGCCAUCGCCUUCACCGACGACCACUACCCCGUCAGGAGCGCCUUCUCCCUCCUCAACACGGUCCUGGAAGAGUACAAGAAGACUUUUGGGGAGUCAUGGAGGACAGCAAACGCUGAUGUUACCCAGCCUUGGCAAUACCUAAAUGAUGCCUUAGCAAAAUAUCAGGAUCCCGCAGAGGCUGACAAGUUGCUGAAAAUCCAGAGGGAUUUGGAUGAAACUAAAAUCAUUCUCCACAAGACCAUUGAUAGCGUCCUUGCUAGAGGCGAAAGAUUGGAUAGCCUAGUGGAGAAGAGUUCAGAUUUAAGCGCUGCUUCACAGAUGUUCUACAAGCAAGCCAAGAAAACCAAUUCUUGUUGUACAAUCCUGUAAAGCACUGGCAUUGAGUCGUGCAGUACCAAAACUAUUUGGCAUUUUCUUAGCUGUAAGUCUGCGAUGAAUGUCAUUAUAUCCUGGUGUUCAAAGUGUCAAGCAAAGUUUGCGUUAACAUAUACCACAGUCUACCUUACGUGAUUCUUUGUAAGUGGCUGUCAUUUAGAGAAUCUGUGCCUGGUGCAUAUUUGGUGAUCAACUUGUACUGUCGUUAUCUUGCCCAACUUCAUCAAAAGAAAAAAAAAACGGAGCAGACCAAUAAAAGUGAUCCAAACCUGAGGACCAUCAUGCACAUACGAAAUAAACGAUAAACAGAUUGUGAGAUCAGAUUAGGCUAUAGAGGGGAUAAAUAUAGCUAAAGUGUAAUUAUCCCCAAAAGGAACAAAAUUCUAAUUUGAUCGUAAAACUCCAAAAAAGAUAUCUUCCUGAAAAAAUAAGAGGACAUGAA
Molecule: messenger RNA, 1184 nt
Organism: Oryza brachyantha (malo sina)
Lineage: Eukaryota; Viridiplantae; Streptophyta; Magnoliopsida; Poales; Poaceae
Product: VAMP-like protein YKT61
Exons: 6
Coding region: 107-736 (209 amino acids)
Biological process (GO): endoplasmic reticulum to Golgi vesicle-mediated transport
Cellular component (GO): membrane; Golgi apparatus
Molecular function (GO): SNAP receptor activity
Source: RefSeq, a predicted model, not a curated record